Molecule: messenger RNA, 2485 nt
Organism: Aspergillus ibericus CBS 121593
Lineage: Eukaryota; Fungi; Ascomycota; Eurotiomycetes; Eurotiales; Aspergillaceae
Product: CCCH zinc finger and SMR domain protein
Exons: 3
Coding region: 120-2342 (740 amino acids)
Biological process (GO): negative regulation of DNA-templated transcription
Cellular component (GO): nucleus
Molecular function (GO): metal ion binding; RNA binding
Source: RefSeq, a predicted model, not a curated record
AUUUGACUUGUUUGCUGUUGUCUCUUCGAUUUGAUCGCUGUCACCCUUCGAUUACCCCACAUCUGUCUGCACGCCGUGUAUCCGUCGCUCUCCUUCUUUCCCCUCCCCAACGCUCCAGCAUGGUUCCAGACGACCUCCUUGAGGAGUGCCUCCACAUCCUCCAGGACCAAGCUCUGGACGAAGAAGAGCAGGUCGAAAAAAUCGAAGACUUUGUACGCGAAAAGACCUCCUUAUCAGGCCCGUCCUUGGAAAAUGCCGUCCUCGACAUCCUUUGGCGCCAUCGCAAUCGCACCUUGCCCGACUCCUCCCCUCCGCCGCCCCGUCACACGGUUAUUCGCCGCUCGUCCCCGGCUCCCUGGCAGAUGGCUCGCUCUGCGACCCCGCUAUCCCCUCAUUCCAACUUAGGGACGAGCCCCGGAAGUACCUCCUGGCUGCAGAGCUCGCGAACGGGCUUUCCGCGGCCACCGCUGUCCUCCACGGUGUCACCCUUUACGUCGCCUCGUCCAUCGCCCCGACUCGCUCUUGCGCAGCCCAUUCCUCACUCUCCAAACCUCAACGCGUACGAAUUCUCCGACCAAAGCCAGGUGUCAGAUUUCUAUGGUGACCUAGGCAGCGAUAGCAACGUGGACUGGCUGGUUGCGGACGACGCGAAUAGCGUGACGUCGUCUAUUGGGACCGCGAGUCUUUCGGGGGCGCUGAGCGCUACGGCACCGGAGUUUGUCCCGGACAUGAGUCCGCACGACAUCCUACGGACGGUCUUGGGAGACAAACGAACCAACGAGGAAAUCGAGACGGCUUUGGAAGCCAAUAGCUACGACCUGGGCGCGACUAUUGCAUCGCUGUCGCAGCCGCAGGAUGGAGAUCUCAUAUCGCAACAUGUGGAAGAUAGCCACGUUGUGGUCGGCAAGUCCAUGUCGAUGGAGCAGCCGAAGAUCACCGUCGCCCCGGGCCACAGUCGCAGUCCCGUUGUGUGCAAAUAUUGGCUAUCUACAGGCCAGUGUCUCCGUGCCGAUUGCCGGUUUAGCCACGAUCUAACCAAUCAUCUUUGCAAGUAUUGGGUUAUGGGGAAUUGUCUGGCCGGUGACGGCUGCCCGUUUUCACAUGAUCCUUCCGCACUCGUGGCGAACCUGAGUGUGGCAGACGGCAACCCCGGGGCGGCUGGCACGUCGUUCCACAUGGACAGUGCCUCUGAGGCGUUCCCUCCACUGCAAUCGACUGCCGGGGUUGGCGACCAAUGGGGUGGCCAGUAUAUCAGCAAAAAUCCCGGCCAUUUGUCGGCAUAUGCCGGCAACAAGAACGGUCCUCAGGCGAUGCAGUAUAUUGUCGGCAAGCGGAAUGGUAGCAUGACUAGUCUGUCCCGUCCUCACUCUCGGCCCGGGAGUCGACACCAGCAUCGUGAGUUGAACCCGGCUGCCCCGUCCGUCGAUGACCCCGACGCCUUCCCCACCCUUGCCGCGGUCAGCGCGAAAAGCUCGAGCAAGAAGCAUCAUGGCAAACGGGGGGCACACAAUCGCGACAACAAUCCGAGCCGAGAGAAUCUCCCCACGUCAUUGGCGGAUGUUGUUCGGAUGUCCCCUUCUCCUGCCCCCGGAAAGGGCAAGUCGUCUUCUAAGCUCAACCGAGACGGGACCAAAGGGCGCGAACACAGCGCCGCGGCUCUGGCGAUUCCACCCCCGCAGAAUAUCCCGUGGCUCGAAACCGGCUCUCGAGCUAAUCAACAAUACAUCAAGUACCGCACGGAGGCCAUCCGCCAUGGCACCGUGAGGAACAAGUUCCUCCAAAGUGCGGCCCAAGCUUGGAAUCGGAAUGAUGCCAGAGCGGCCAAGGCUUUGUCUCUUCGAGGCCAGGCUGAGAACGAAGCGAUGCGCAAGUGCCACCGUGAAGCCGCACGGCAGCUGUACGAAGAGCGUAACAAGCAUAUCGUGGAUGCCGGCUUGGAUGACUCAGUAGAGGAACUCUACGUGGACCUGCAUGGCCUUCACCCGGAGGAGGCAAUUGAAUAUCUGGAGAAGAUCCUGCUGAAACAUGCGCGGGAAGGCCGGCGGGUGGUGUACGCCAUCACGGGCACAGGCCACCAUUCAAAGAACGGCAAGGAUAAGAUCGGCAAGGCCGUCAAGGCGUGGCUGAAUGAGUGGAAGUACCUGUUCCGCGAGUUCAGCGUGCCGGGCGAGCGGGGCGGCUAUGUUGGCGGCAUCCUGGGGAUUGACCCCACCAGCUACGACAAGACCUUGGCCAAGAGUCUGGAGGAAGAUGCCAACGGCAAGGCGGACACGGAAACGCCGGUGCUGACGAUGGGAAAGAUUCAGCUGCUGAAGCGCGAAGACCUGGAGUCGAAGCCAUAAUCAACCAAACUCAACCACAUUCAACCUUCUUUCUCCUAGUGCAUUCCCUUCAACACCUCGACUUGCGUACCGUUCCUUCAACGGGCUCGAUGCUGUGACGCUGUAAUGAUACUGCCGACAGGCACGCAGUUGUGGGGAAGCUA